AUGGCGCGAAACCAGGAAAAAGCGCAGUCGAUGCUGUACCGCUUCCGCGAAGCGCAAGCCGCAUCGCUCGGCAUCACACCCAAAUCCACCCGGCGUCCGCGCCUCGCAUCCUCGGUCACCUCGCUCAAAGAGUGCGAGCGAUGGCGCGGUGAAGUGAUCCGCGAGAUCUCGCGCAAGGUGUCCAAGAUUCAAGACUUUGGUCUGACCGACUACGAGGUGCGCGAUCUCAACGACGAGAUCAACAAGCUAUUACGCGAGAAGGGGCAUUGGGAGAACCAAAUUCUGUCGCUUGGCGGUGCAAAUUACAAGCGCGGGGUGCCAAGUAUGCUGGGUGGCGAUCAGGGGGCGAGCGCGGGCGGGAGGGGCGGAGGAUACAAGUACUUCGGAAGGGCGAAAGACUUGCCUGGCGUCAAGGAGCUGUUUAGCGGCAAGAGGGACGAGGAGGCGGAGGGGUGGAGGAGCGAGAAAUACCAGAGGUUUAGGAAUUUGCCGCCGAGCUACUAUGGAGAUGAGGACGAAGACGACGGGGUGCUGCUCGAGCAAGAAGCGCGGGCGGAGGAGGUGGAGUGGAACGAGCGAUUCUUGCAUGUCGUCCAAGGGUUGAAACAGGACAUCCGUCGACGAGAUAGAUCCACAGAGCAGGACGAUGACGAAAUGGACUUCAGCGAUACAGACGACACCUCGAAUGGUGGAAUCGAAGUCCCCAUCAUCCCCAGACCACCACCCCAACCCUGGAAGCAAAGCAUGGAGGCCUUCGCACAGUCCUUCUCCACAUCCUACUCCCACCCCGAAGCGUCAACGGCGGCAGCUGAUGCAGAGACCUCGUCCAAACGCGCUCCCACAGACGAUGACAACGACCUGCACACCGACACAAAACGGCUCAGAGGUCAACACGGACAACCAGUUGCCACCACACAAACGCCAACGUCAGCAGCUGAACCCGAAGCUGCACCAGUGACACCGGCACCGAGCGUAGGAUACUCAAUCUUCACUGCUGAAGAUCUGCAGAACCCUGUGGUGCCCGACCGCGCAGCGAUCGAGAAGGUCAUCUUGCAGGCCAAGAAGAGGCAGCUAAGGCAGGAGUACAUCGGUGCAUGA
This is a messenger RNA of Sporisorium graminicola, 1098 nucleotides long. RefSeq lists its product as uncharacterized. The transcript has a single exon. The record is from RefSeq and is a predicted model, not a curated record. Gene Ontology annotation, cellular component: Prp19 complex; catalytic step 2 spliceosome; post-mRNA release spliceosomal complex. Lineage: Eukaryota; Fungi; Basidiomycota; Ustilaginomycetes; Ustilaginales; Ustilaginaceae. Gene Ontology annotation, biological process: generation of catalytic spliceosome for second transesterification step; mRNA 3'-splice site recognition. The coding region runs from base 1 to 1098 and encodes 365 amino acids.